AUGCCUACACCAUCUACAGAGACAUUAAACAUAAGUAUCGGGGUUUACAUUGUAUCAAUCAAUUACUUUCGAGAAGUUGAAGAAAGUAUUUCUCUUACAGGCUGUUUUAUACUCGAUUGGCAGGACCCUAGACUUACGUGGAAUCCAUCAACAUAUAAUAAUGUAAGUGUGUUAAUUAUUGAUAUGGAAAACAUUUGGGUACCUAAUGUAGUUUUACUUAAUCGAGUUGACAAAAUUGAACCAAUAGGAGAUGGAAUAAAAUUCUUUGGAGGUGUAACUAGCACUGGUCAAGUACAAUACGCUCCUGGACUCGUCGCUGAUGUAAAAUGUGUCACAGAUAUUUCCAAAUUUCCAUUUGACAGUCAAACCUGUACUCUUCACAUAGUUCCAUGGGGAACAAAUCUGCCAUACGUUAUUUUCAAGAACUUAUUCAAUAGUUCUUGUAAAUUAGAUUACUACUCUGUCAACUCGGAUUGGAAAUUAGAAGAGUGCAAUAUACAAAUAGAUAAUUCAAAAGAAUAUACUGAAUUAUAUGUCACAUUGAAAAUCAAACGUUCAUCAUUGUAUUUUGCAACAAUGGUAGUCUUUCCAACGUUGCUGCUAGGUUUUUUGAACCCACUGGUGUUUAUUCUUCCAGUUGAAACGGGCGACCGUGUAGGCCUAUCUGUAACACUGCUUCUGUCAUAUGCUAUUUUUCUCACUCUCGCUUCAGCAUCCGUACCGGCAACAUCUAAUCCAAUGUGUACUUUACUUAUCAUAAUGGUUGUCAUUAUAACCAUCAGUGGAGUUAUUGUUUGUGGUACAACUAUAACUAUAAAAUACCAUUAUACAGAAAGUAUGGACGCUAUUUGGUCUCCCUUGAUUAAGUUAACAAGAUGGAGAUUAAGAAGAAAGUUAAACUUGAUAGAACCGAUGGAUCCUGAAAAGGAAUUUUCAAUUACAAAAAAAGACGUCGUGGAUUUAUUGGAUUUUCUGUUUUUCUAUGGAUCCUAUAUUAUCCUGCUAACAGUUGGAAUUGGAUAUUUUAUACACGUUUUGAUCUAAUAUGGUUUGUUUUAUUCGUAUAGGGACAAAUACAAGUAAUAAUGUCUGCUGCAAUAAAAAAACAAAAAAAACAAAAAAA
This is a messenger RNA of Mytilus californianus (California mussel), 1123 nucleotides long. RefSeq names its product acetylcholine receptor subunit beta-type lev-1-like. The record is from RefSeq and is a predicted model, not a curated record. NCBI's taxonomy places the organism in Eukaryota, Metazoa, Mollusca, Bivalvia, Mytilida, Mytilidae. The coding region runs from base 1 to 1044 and encodes 347 amino acids. Gene Ontology annotation, cellular component: membrane. The transcript has a single exon. Gene Ontology annotation, molecular function: transmembrane signaling receptor activity; extracellular ligand-gated monoatomic ion channel activity. Gene Ontology annotation, biological process: monoatomic ion transmembrane transport.